ACAAAGAAGAAAAUCAUUUGAACAAGAUUUUUUUUUUAGAACAGAAUUUCUACAAGAUUGUAUGAAAGGUAAGUGGGAUAUUUGAUUCAUGAAACUGUAAAUGUUUUGAGUUUUUUUCAAAUAGAUUUACAAAGGUGUCUGAAAAACAUAGAGGAAGAGUGAAAAAAUAGUGUAUUUUUUUUCAUUUUCAGUGUUUUUUUUUGACAUAUUUGAAUGCAAUUUUGCAGAUUCCAGAUAAGGUAAGAACUGACAGAAACAUGUGUUUUUCAUUUUCAGUGUUUUUUUUUUUUGGUUUCUGGUGAUUUUAGGUUUUAAGCAGUGGUAGUUUAUGUAGCAAUCAUAUGCUGUAAUGUGAAAUGUGAGAUUAGAAAGAUCAAAGAUUCCUAUACACUUGCCUGCCAAGUUGCCUAUACGAAAAUGGGUCCAACUAUGUUUGAUUUGUGAUCUUACAUUUAAUAAACUAUAUCUUCUAAAAAAAGACCUAAAAACGUGGAGCUUUCGCGUCUUUAUUUGGUCAUAUCCACUUUUACGUUCAUUUUGAGCUUCAAACUGUCUUCUUUUGGCUUAAGCCAUUGAGCGGUAGAGAAUCUGAAAUUGAAUUUUGCUCGUUUUUUUAAUUUUAUUUGAAUGGGUUUUUGCUAACUACGGUAUUAGUUUAAAAAUUAACUGAAAAUCGGGGUUUAAGAACCGAAAGAUUGGGGCUUUUUGUCAUUUUUCUCUUCCGGAAGGGACGAGAACGUCGAUUAGUUCUUUGAUUGGUGAUGGUUGAUCUAGAGUUGCUUAUAGAUAGCAUGAAAAGGUUUUUGUUUCAGUAAAUUUUUGAGUUUGCUUUGAAUCUUAAGUUAAUAUGUCAUUUCAGUCAUUGAAUUAUCCCUCUAAUACAUUUAGUCAUGUAAAUACACAUAAAACCUUGUAUAAACCAAAAUUAAACCCGGUUCUGGCUUUACCUCCACCAUCUGUUAUCUUGCACACAGAUGAUUCUUCUUCUACUUUUAUGCUUGGCCAAGCAAAUGCUGUAGGCAUUAUAGGAGGAAUAUCAGCAAACUCCACUCUAAAUUUCCUCAAAAAAUUAGUCCAAUGGAGCUCCGAAAAUGGGAAAGAUUCGAUUCCUUUUGUUCUUUGCUCCGAUCCGGAACUUAAUAAGGAUCUUUUAUCACAUGAAAGACAUUAUUUUCCUUCACUUGGUAGGCAAAAGGAGCAUUCUAAAUUUGAUGACUCCCAAAUUGUGAAGAGUCUAAAGAGUAAAAGGGUUUUUCUCGAAAGAUCCGGAGCUCGAUGCAUAGUAAUGCCUUGUCAUGUUUCGCAUUCAUGGCAUGAUGAGGUUUCUAAAGAUUGUUCUGUUCAUUUUCUUCACAUGGGUGAUUGUGUUGCUAAGGAGCUAAAAGAGGCUAAGCUUAAGCCUCUCGAGGCCGGGAGUCCUUUGCGGAUUGGCGUGCUGGCGACCAAUGCCACUUUGACUGCAGGAUUCUAUCAGGAGAAACUGCAGAAUGAGGGAUUUGAGGUUGUGCUGCCAGAUAAAGCAACAAUGGAACAUACUAUAGUCCCUGCAAUUGAAGCAUUAGACAGAAAAGACAUGGAAGGGGCUAGGAAUUUAUUAAGAAUAGCUCUACAGGUUCUUCUGGUUAGAGCGGUGAACACUGUGAUCCUUGCGUCCGACAAUAUGCGCGAUCUUUUGCCUCAGGAUGAUCCUCUUCUCAAGAAAUGUAUCGAUCCGAUGGAUGCUUUAGUUCGUUCAACUAUCGAGUGGGCACGAGCUGCUGAAAAAGGUCAAGGCAAUCAUGUCAAAAUGCAAAAUGUGGUUCAAGAUAUGAGUUUGUAGAUGGCGGACAAAUGUUUGGUGCUAGCAGGUACUCACUUAACAGAAGCUCCUCCGGAGAUUGAAAAGUGGGAAGGCGCACGGAGAAUUUCUUUGAUAGACAAUUCAAUUUCUACGCUUCAAAUGGUGUCUGCUUGUGCUAAUCUUUCCACUUUGCUGCUCAGUCUUAAUGCCUAUUUAGUUAUGAUAACUGUAAAUUUCUUGCGGUCCAUGAAAUCACUAACAGUUCUAGAUGUGUCGAUGAGUAGCAUACAAGAUUUUCCCCUGGAGAUUUUGAAUUUAGUUUUCUUACAGUAUCUUAAUCUAUCGCAUACAUUGAUAAUCCAAUUACCGGUGGAAUUGAAGGUGUUGAGGAAUUUGAAA
Molecule: messenger RNA, 2179 nt
Organism: Mercurialis annua (annual mercury)
Lineage: Eukaryota; Viridiplantae; Streptophyta; Magnoliopsida; Malpighiales; Euphorbiaceae
Exons: 3
Coding region: 848-1819 (323 amino acids)
Source: RefSeq, a predicted model, not a curated record